GGGCGUGUCGGGAGCGAGCGGCGGCCGGGGGCGGAGCGCGGCGAGGGCUGCGCGGCGCGCCCCGGCUCCCGCCCGCUCCCAGCCGGCCCCCCAGCCCUCGCCGGGACGGCUCCCGGCUCCAGUCUGCCAGCCCGCCCCGCGCCGGGGCCGAGUCAAGAACCGCGCCUGCGACCCGGCGUCCGGGCGCGCUGGAGAGGACGCGAGGAGCCAUGAGGCGCCAGCCUGCGAAGGUGGCGGCGCUGCUGCUCUGGCUGCUCUUGGAGGAUGUGGAAAUUUGGAAGAUGAGAAUUUUUGGCCCAUGGAAUCCAGAAGCGGAUGAACAGUGCACAGAAGCCAAAAAGCAUUGCUGGUAUUUUGAAGGACUCUAUCCAACCUAUUAUAUAUGCCGCUCCUACGAGGACUGCUGUGGCUCCAGGUGCUGUGUGCGGGCCCUCUCUAUACAGAGGCUGUGGUACUUCUGGUUCCUUCUGAUGAUGGGCGUGCUCUUCUGCUGCGGAGCCGGCUUCUUCAUCCGGAGGCGCAUGUACCCCCCGCCGCUGAUCGAGGAGCCAGCCUUCAAUGUGUCCUACACCAGGCAACCCCCAAAUCCUGGCCCAGGAGCCCAGCAGCUGGGGCCGCCCUAUUACACCGACCCAGGAGGACCCGGGAUGAACCCUGUCGGGAAUUCCAUGGCAAUGGCUUUCCAGGUCCCACCCAACUCACCCCAGGGGAGUGUGGCCUGCCCUCCCCCUCCAGCCUACUGCAACACGCCUCCGCCCCCGUACGAACAGGUAGUGAAGGCCAAGUAGCGGGGUGCCCACGUGCAAGAGGAGAGACAGGAGAGGGCCUUUCCCUGGCCUUUCUGUCGCCGUUGAUGUUCACUUCCAGGAAUGGUCUCAUGGGCCACUAAGGGCAGUUCCUCUGAUAUCCUCACAGCAAGCACAGCUCUCUUUCAGGCUUUCCAUAGAGGACAAUAUAUGAACUCACACUGUGUCUCCUCUGUUGCUUCUGUUUCUGACGCAGUCUGUGCUCUCAGCUGGUAGUAUGGUGAUAGUCCCCAAGGGCUGACGUCCUUACGGUGGCGUAAGCAGAUCUACAGGAGAGAGACUGAGAGGAAGAAGGCAGUGCUGGAGGUGCAGGUGGCAUGUAGAGGGGCCGGGCCGAGCAUCCCAGGCAAGCAUCCUUCUGCCAGGUAUUAAUAGGAAGCCCCAUGCUGGGCGGCUCAGCCGAUGAAGCAGCAGCCGACUGAGCUGAGCCCAGCACGUCGUCUGCUCCAGCCUGUCCUCUUGUCAGCCUUCCUCUUCCAAAAGCUGUUGGAGAGACAUUCAGGAGAGAGCAAGCCCCUUGUCAUGUUUCUGUCUCUGUUCAUAUCCUAAAGAUAGACUUCUCCUGCACCGCCAGGGAAGGGUAGUGCGUGCAGCUCUCACCGCAGAAUGGGGCCUAGAAUCAGGCUCGCCUUGGAGGCCUGACAGUGAUCUGACGUCCACUAAGCAAAUUUAUUUAAAUUCAUGGGAAAUCACUUCCUGCCCCAAAGUGAGACAUUGCAUUUUGUGAGCUCUUGGUCUGAUUUGGAGAAAUUACUGUUAGCCGUUUUUUUGGUGUGUUUAUGGAAGUGUAUGUAGAGCGUCCUGCCCUUUGAAAUCAGACUGGGCAUGUGUCUUCCCUGGACAUCACCGCCUCUCCAGGGCAUUCUCAGGCCCGGGGGUCUCCUUCCCUCAGGCAGCUCCAGUGGUGGGUUCUGAAGGGUGCUUUCAAAGCAGGGGGCACAUCUGGCUGGGAAGUCACAUGGACCCUUCCAGGGAGAGAGACCAGCUGAGGCGUCUCUCUCUGAGGUUGUGUUGGGUCUAAGCGGGCGUGUGCUGGGCUCCAAGGAGGAGGAGCUUGCUGGGAAAAGACAGGAGAAGUACUGACUCAACUGCACUGACCAUGUUGUCAUAAUUAGAAUAAAGAAGAAGUGGUUGGAAAUGCACAUUCCUGGGUAGGAAUCACAGCUCACCCCAGGAUCUCACAGGUAGUCUCCUGAGUAGUUGACGGCUAGCGGGGAGCUAGUUCCACCGCGUAGUUAUAGUGUUGAUGUGUGAACGCUGACUUGUCCUGUGUGCUAAGAGCUACGCAGCUUAGCUGAGGCGCCUAGAUUACUAGAUGUGCUGUAUCACGGGGAAUGAGGUGGGGGUGCUUAUUUUUUAAUGAACUAAUCAGAGCCUCUUGAGAAAUUGUUACUCAUUGAACUGGAGCAUCAAGACAUCUCAUGGAAGUGGAUACAGUGAUUUGGUGUCCGUGCUUUUCACUCUGAGGACGUUGAAUCGGAGAACCUCCUGGGGAAUUUUGUGGGAAACACUUGGGAACAAAACAGACACUCUGGGAAUGCAGUUGCAAGCACAGAUGCUGCCACCAAUGUCUCUCACCACCCUGGUGUGACUGCUGACUGCUAGCGUGGUACCUCCCAUGCUGCAGGCCUCCAUCUAAAUGAGACAACAAAGCACAAUGUUCACUGUUUACAACCAAGACAACUGCGUGGGUCCAAACACUCCUUCCUCCAGGUCAUUUGUUCUGCAUUUUUAAUGUCGGUUUCUCCCUUUAUUUUUUGUAAUGAAAAAGCACACUAAGCUGCCCCUGGAACCGGGUGCAGCUGAAUAGGCACCCAAAGGUCCAUGACUAAAUUUCGUUUGUCUUUUUGAUAGCAAAUUUUGUUAAGAGACAGUGAUGGCUAGGGCUCAACAAUUUUGUAUUCCCAUGUUUGUGUGAGACAGAUUUUGUUUUCCCUUGAACUUGGUUAGAAUUGUGCUGCUGUGAACGCUGGUCCUGCAUAUGGAAGUCCCACUUCGGUGACAUAUCCUGGCCAUUCUUGUUUCCAUUGUGUGGAUGGUGGGUUGUGCCCACUUCCUGGAGUGAGACAGCUCCUGGCGUGUGGAAUUCCCGGGGCGUCCGUGGUUCAGAGUAAACUUGAAGCAGAUCUGUGCAUGCUUUUCCUCUGCAACAAUUGGCUAAUUUCUCUUUUUUGUUCUCUUUUGAUAGGAUCCUGUUUCCUAUGUGUGCAAAAUAAAAGUAAAUUUGGGCA
Molecule: messenger RNA, 3037 nt
Organism: Symphalangus syndactylus (siamang)
Lineage: Eukaryota; Metazoa; Chordata; Mammalia; Primates; Hylobatidae
Gene: VOPP1
Product: VOPP1 WW domain binding protein
Cellular component (GO): cytoplasmic vesicle membrane
Source: RefSeq, a predicted model, not a curated record